Molecule: messenger RNA, 2155 nt
Organism: Wasmannia auropunctata (little fire ant)
Lineage: Eukaryota; Metazoa; Arthropoda; Insecta; Hymenoptera; Formicidae
Product: KDEL motif-containing protein 1-like
Exons: 8
Coding region: 508-1992 (494 amino acids)
Cellular component (GO): endomembrane system
Molecular function (GO): glucosyltransferase activity
Source: RefSeq, a predicted model, not a curated record
ACUGGCAAAUCCUUUUCUACUAACCUAAAACCGUCAUAUCCAAGCUAUUCAUUUUAUUCUUACAAUUCUGAAAUUGAACGUGCAACAAGGAAAUUCACGAUAAUUUCGUGAAAUCGUUUUAUUAUUAAUAAUUAUCUUUUUUGUUCUACGUGUAAAAGCACAUUAAUAUACAUAGUAAAUGAUUGAAUUUCGAAAAGUUUUGUGGAAGGAUCAAAUUGAGAAUUAGGGUGAAUAAACUUAUGUGUAUUUGUGUACACAGUACACACGUGUUACACACUACACCUGUAAAUGCAUAUAAAGAAAAAUAAAUUCUGAAUUAUAGUGCAGCUAGUUCAGCUGUAAAGAACAGGCUGAACAGGUCUACUUGACAAAGGAAGGUUUAAGUAGCCGGCUCUAUCUAUAUAGAGUAAAUCGAAUUUCUGCAUUUCUGACAGAACUUUAGUAGAAGCGCUGCACUAACCAAGGACAAAGAAUUGUAUAUUGUUUGUUUAAAUAUAUGCAACAAGUAUGCGCCUGGCAACAUUCCUAGUGUUGUUUAUUUGUACGCGUGUGAGAAACGCUGAUGUAGAUCCAUUGAAAACCAUUUUCUGGGGCCCGGGACUGAAUCCAGCAGAAGUUACCAUGCGUGCGAGAUAUUUCUUUUUGCAGCUUGUCGAUUCGCAUGGAAAAAAUUUGACAGAAUCUCCUGGUGAUGAGAAUAUAAUCGUUGGGCAGAUAGAUGGACAAUCUUUCAACAGUGCACCAUGCCGUAUAUGGACUCAAAUCUUUGACUGUAAAGAUGGAAGUUUCAUUAUUCGCUACAAAAUUUUUAAUACCUGUUACAAUAUUAAGAUUAAAGUGAAAGUCAAGGGACAAGAUUUAUUCCAUUUAGGAACUAAAAAUCCUGUUUACGAGGAAGAAUGUUACUGCCCAAAUCCAUCAAUUACUAACUGGCUAAAUCAUUAUCAGUGUCGACAGAAUUACACCCAAAUAUACCGUGAUCUCUCUCCAUUUUCAAGUAUUGACUUCGAUGAAGUACGUCAAAGCAUUAUUGAAAGAUAUGAUCGACCAACCAGUGUCAGCAUUUGCCAUUACGUAUUAAAAUCUAACAAAAUUUAUAGGCAAUGUUAUGGCCAGUAUGUUGGCUUCAAGAUAUUUAUGGAUGCUAUAUUGCUGUCACUCGCGCGCAAAGUGACGCUGCCGGAUAUUGAAUUCUUCGCGAAUUUGGGCGACUGGCCACUUGUUCCUGAUUCGGGUCUGCUUCACCCCAUUUUUUCAUGGUGUGGAUCUGAAAAUACAAAAGAUAUCGUUAUGCCUACAUACGAUAUCACAGAAUCGUCUCUGGAGGCGAUGGGAAGGGUAAUGUUAGACACACUCUCCGUACAAGGUAACGGACUGCCGUGGGAGAACAAGACUGAACAAUUGUUCUGGCGUGGACGUGAUGCCAGAAGGGAACGCCUUGACUUAAUAGAUAUUUCAAGAAAACAUCCAGAGCUCUUUAAUGUGUCCAUUACUAAUUUCUUCUUUUUUAGAAACGAAAUAGAUAAAUAUGGACCUGCACAAAAUCAUGUAUCAUUUUUUAAUUUUUUUAAGUACAAAUAUCUGUUGAAUAUUGAUGGCACAGUAGCAGCUUAUCGAUUCCCAUAUUUACUUGCUGGAGAUUCUUUGGUGUUUAAGCAAGAAUCCAAGUAUUAUGAAUUUUUUUAUAAAGAUCUUACACCUGGAUUACAUUAUGUGACUGUGAAAAGCGAUCUAUCAGACCUUGUCGAAAAGAUCAUAUGGGCAAAGGAGCAUGAUGAGGAUGGAUUGAGAAUUGUUAAAUCUGCAAAACAAUUUGCCAGGGAUAAUUUAUUACCACGUGAUAUAUUAUGUUACUAUACAGUUUUAUUUCAUGAAUGGAGCAAACGCUUAAAGAGUAAAGUUGAAAUACUAAAUAAUAUGGAAGAAGUACCACAACCUAGUCAUUCUUGUCAGUGUCAUUUUAGGAAUUCAAACCCUCGAGAUGAAUUGUAGUUUUUAAUUUUUCUAUGAUUUAUUUUUAUAUAAUAAAGAUUUAACAGAUCCACAUUGACAUACAAUGGUUGUCUAUCGUGCGUGUACGAAAAUGCACAUCUGUUUACUACGGUUUUAUACCUAAUGUCAAAAAUAAAAAAAAUAUGAGCUCGAACUUGAAAAA